Molecule: messenger RNA, 204 nt
Organism: Lathyrus sativus (Indian pea)
Lineage: Eukaryota; Viridiplantae; Streptophyta; Magnoliopsida; Fabales; Fabaceae
Source: the annotation of a GenBank genome assembly
AUGGUGGGAGGACACGGCCACGGCGGUACAACCUACAAAGGCGUAACCAUUCAUCAACCUAAGCGCUGGCACACCAUCACCGGCAAAGGCUUGUGCGCUGUCAUGUGGUUUUGGGUGAUGUACAGGGCAAAGCAAGAUGCUCCCGUUGUACUGGGCUGGAGGCAUCCCUGGGAGGGUCAUGAUGAUCACGGAAGCGGCCAUUAA